CAUCAAAUAUGUCAUCUGGCGAAAACACUUAGGCGCGAUAUUCUUGAAUCAGUUAGCAUUGAUUGCCUGGACAUCACCUAUCUGUGCUUCGGUGCUUAUUGUGAACUGCAUGAUACCGUUCAUUGUAAAGGCUUUUUCAAGUGUGUCUUGUAUGACCUUGAAAUAUUUAUUGGAGCCUUUACUUCAUACUUGUGAGGCAGCUCCUAUCAACAAUGGGGAUAUACUUUGGGAAGCUGCUUGAUAGUACUUUGUGGGGAACCAAGACCCACAAGAUACUCAUGGUUGGACUUGAUUCUGCAGGAAAAACAACAAUUCUUUACCAGCUGAAACUAGGACGUGAGGUAGUGACUAUACCGACAAUUGGCUACAACGUUGAAACCAUUGAGUUAGGCAAUAUCAACUUAUCAGUCUGGGAUCUCGGUGGUUGGACAAAUAAUCCGUUUUGGAUUUAUUAUCUUCCCGACGCAGUGGGCUUGAUAUUUGUUGUUGACCUGAGCGACAACGAGAGGAUGCAUGAAGCUCGCGAUAAACUUCACGCAGUAUUGAGUGAUGACAAAAAUAACGUAUGUUUGUUGGUUUUGGCAAACAAAAUGGAUAAUCCAGAGGCAAUGUCCAUCUCUGAAGUCACCGUGGCACUUGAUCUGCACGAAGUACAAGGCCGGAGUUAUUUUGUGCAGGAAUGUAGUGCAAGGACUGGACAAGGAUUGAUGGAAGGUCUGAAAUGGCUUGCAUCUGCAAUUGGGCAAAAAUAUACUUAAUUGCUUGCCGAAAACAGGAGUUAAAAUGCUUUCAAACAGCCGAACUGCUGUUAUUAUCCCCCAUGUGGGCAUUUGUGUAGGUCUGAAAAUGGUAUAUUCUAGUCUUCUUCCUCCAUAUUGAGCCUGUGUGAACAGGCCUAGUUACAGAUUUGCCCUGCUCUGACUUGCAGACGUAUCUUGUCUGCAAUUACCUACGCACAUAUAUUGCUCGUUGACUCUUUCGUACAGUCAGUCUUUGAAUUAUUCUGAUGCCACUUUAUUGUCCUUUUCAUUUUAAUAAUUUGAUGGGAAUCCUCUGCUUGACUAAAGCUGUCUUGGACGCCAUUAGUCCUUUUGAAGAAU
Molecule: messenger RNA, 1100 nt
Organism: Physcomitrium patens
Lineage: Eukaryota; Viridiplantae; Streptophyta; Bryopsida; Funariales; Funariaceae
Source: RefSeq, a predicted model, not a curated record